Molecule: messenger RNA, 8030 nt
Organism: Chroicocephalus ridibundus (black-headed gull)
Lineage: Eukaryota; Metazoa; Chordata; Aves; Charadriiformes; Laridae
Gene: RMND1
Product: required for meiotic nuclear division 1 homolog
Exons: 12
Coding region: 287-1663 (458 amino acids)
Biological process (GO): positive regulation of mitochondrial translation
Source: RefSeq, a predicted model, not a curated record
UCUUGUGUUAAGGAGGCGCUGGAGAAUAAAGGGCGGAUGUGUUCCUGCUGCCCGGAGAUGGCGCCUGCUGUUGUGGUGGUAGCGCUUUAUCCCGUUUAUUUAGAAUAUUGCUCAAUUCCGCCCUCGCCGGCUAGGUGCCUUUGCUGCCAGGCAUCUAGCGUCGAGGCUCCUGGGUGGAAGUCCAUACGGUCACUGCUUCCUUGUAACUUGCCCUAAGCUUGUACAGUUGAAAAAUCACUUCUGGGAUCACUGUGAUUCGACACGAGCUUUUGUUGGCUAAGAAAGUAUGGAUCUGCCUGGCAUUUUUCUGAGGGAAGCAAUGAGACUGAAACUUCUGCGCCUUCGGACUAGAUCUUUCCAUGCUUUAACAACAACAUGCCAAAGCUUUAAUAAAAAUGGAUGUCCACUAUUAAAGCUGAAUAAUGAAGUUGACAGAAGAGCUCAACGAACAGCAAAAUCUUGGAAUUUGUAUGCUCUGAAGACUGCUUCCCCUUGUUUGACAAGUCAAUGUGUGCAAGUCAAGAAUUGGCAGUUAUUCCAAGGAAAUGUAUCAGCUGUGGGAAAAAAUGUUUAUUAUCAGAGUGGGGAGGUUUUUUUUCCACCCUGGAAACGUUUUGGUGUGGUGAUGACGGAAAACUACAAUCUCAAUACAGAGCAUAUUAAAAAGCUUUGGAACAUAUCAUCAAGAUUUUACUCGGUUGUAUCAGCUGGUAAAAUUAUUCCAAAACACAGUAACCAGCCAGUUAAGAGGCCACCAAAAGCACCAAGGACCAAGCAGCCGUCCAGAACUAACCAGCCACUACUGUCGGACAUGGAGAAUCUGAUGCAGUGCACAGCCUUUGCAACAGCAGAUGAAUAUCAUCUUGGUAAUCUGUGUCAUGACCUGACUUCACAUGGAUAUGUUGAAAUAACAAGUUUGCCUAGAGAUGCUGCAAAUGUUUUGGUGAUUGGUACUGAGAAAUCUGCAAAAGAAGAUGAUCCUGGCAUGAUUUUUUUCUUCAGGGAAGGGGCUGUUGUGUUUUGGAAUGUGGAAGAGAAAAGUAUGAAGAAUAUAAUGCGAGUGCUGGAGCAGCAUGAAAUUCAGCCAUACGAAGUUGCACUAGUCCAUUGGGAGAAUGAAGAGAUGAACUAUAGAAUAGGAGAAGGCCAGUCAAAGCUUCAUAAAGGAGAAAUCUUGUUAAAUUCUGAGCUGGACAGUGAUGAAGUCGUUCUGCAGAAAUUUGCUUUUUCAAAUGCCCUUUGUCUUUCUGUAAAGCUGGCUAUUUGGGAAUCGUUAUUGGAUAACUUCGUGGAAUCUAUCCAGUCAAUUCCCGAGAUACUGAAGUCACGAAGGAAGGUGAAACUGUCCCAUGCAGAUGUAAUGCAGAAAAUUGGAGAACUCUUUGCAUUAAGACACCGUAUAAAUCUGAGUUCAGACCUGCUAAUAACACCGGACUUCUACUGGGAUAGAGAAAAACUGGAAGAGCUUUAUGACAAGACUUGCCAGUUUCUCAACAUUAAUCGCAGAGUUAAGGUAAUGAAUGAGAAACUUCAGCACUGCAUGGAGCUGACAGACCUAAUGAGAAAUCACCUGAAUGAAAAGCACGCUCUGCGCCUCGAGUGGAUGAUAGUAAUACUCAUCACCAUAGAGGUUCUGUUUGAACUUGCAAGGGUAGUUUUCUGAUGACAGAAGAAACUGAGGAAAAAGAAAACGGACAAAACCAUAAAGACCGUAUGGCCCAGAAAAUUCCUGUCUAUCAUAUGCUUCUGGAAAAUAGUCUAAUUGUGUCUCUUGGUAAUUAUGUACAUAUUCUACUCAAAUAAAAUUGAAAAAAAAAAUCAGUCAGUGAACAUUAUUCCCAACUGUUGUAUUGGUGAUGCUAAAGAAUUCUUUAUCUAUGGCUGUGCUAAUAUAAAGCUGAGAUAUUAAUAACGUAUUUGUAGGGGAAGUAGUCCUGGAUGCAUGCAGAACUGAUCCAGGGAGAGAUUUAGCUUUGUUUCCUUCAUAAGCAAGGACGGAAGGAUGGACCCCUUCUGUGCUGACUGUAUAAAUUCGGUGAAGGACCCUACUACCUUGUCCCCUUGACAGUUAAAAAGAUGCUGAGUACUCUGCUACUUCGUGCAUUUCUGACUGAUGAUGUUUUCCCUCAUUUUCCCCAGCUCCUUCUUGGAUAGCCAUGACGCUUGUCCCAAGCUUGGAAACUGCACUGCUAUUUCUUCUCCUUAAGUUACCUGGCAGGAUUUUAAUAUACCUGGCAGAUAUAUUUAAUAUUAUGUUCUACCCCAUCACAAAAAGGUAUUUACAUACUUGUAUGGGAACACAUUUAUUUAGAAGAUAUUUAUAUGAAAGGGGAACUAGCUGAACUUUAUCUGUCAGAGGAAGAUGUAGCAGAAUGAGAAACUAAAGUAAGGUUCACAAAAUUUCUCUAUUACUAGACUGUCUGUCUUAUCCUAUUACCUGAUUCUUACCAGUACAAGUUACAAGGAGUGAAUUAGCAUAGGGUAAGAUAUCUUAAUUAUCCUCUAGGGUAAAAGGGUUUUGUUUGUUUUCAGUCUACUCCUAGGCUAGAGGAGUGUAGAUUGCUAUCUCCACCACUCUUAGGAGAGGGUAAGGGAAUUUUUUCCCCAGCAGCUUCUCUUUCUAAACGUGUUUUCAGGAGCUACUACACAAUUGCUAUUUUAUCACCUUUUGCAAAAUCAGGUUAGUCUAGUAUAUUGCUUCAGGAACAUAAUCGAAGAAUUUUGUUAAAACCUCCUGAAGCAUCACAAACGAGCCAUGAUGACUAAAUUCAGGCUAGAAGUGCGAUUAUGUUUGCAGUAGCUUACUGUUGUCUCUGCACCUGAAAGCAGUAUUUCUGGAUGUGAUAGUAGACUCCUCUUGAAUACAUCAAACACAUUCACAGGGAAGGAGCUAGGAAAAGCAUCCUUUUGCCGUAAGUUACGUUACCAGUGCCACAGGAGCCUCUUGAGAAGCAGCAGCUCCUCUUCAGAGUAGGCUGUCUCCUCGGAACAGGUCAUACCCGGAGGCCUUGGUUCUGGAACAAUGUGGCUGCUACAGCUCUGACCUGCUGAGGUCUGAACCGUCACCCCCACUCAGGGAAGUGACUCAGUCAACUGAACAGCUUGGUGGAAAAGUCUUGGAGUACUACACUGCGGAGCAGCUCCUCAUCACUCAUCUCCUGGUUUAUACAGCGUUAUUAUAGAAACAGGACAUUAGAUCCUUUAUGCAGUAGAAAAACUUGCCAAGCACCAUUUCAUUCCAGUAACAGAGAAUUAGGUUAUAUUUUAAUUGUAAUUUUUCUAGCAAACAUUUUUCACCCCUUAGACAAAUAGGCUUUUUUUCCCCCCCAUUUGAGUAUAAUACUUAUGCUCAAGAACAUAAGUUCCCAUUCAUCUCACAUUGAAUGUUUUUCAGUAUUUCAGCUAAAUUGCUAGAACACAGAUUUGCAGGCCAACUGCAUCUAUCAGGAAAAGUGGCUUUAACGAAGUCAUUUGAGGACCUUAGAUGCUCUUUAAAAGCAUAAAGUGUCUAGGCUUGAUUACCUCAGAUGUUGUGUCUUGGGACUGUAUUUAAGAGUUACCAAGUCAAACACCUCAGAACAAGAGAAGCACGGUUACUUCUGAAACCUUAAAUCAGUUUAUAUCAGCACAUUAAAUCGUAGCCAUAAAAUCGCAGUCUCUCUUCCCACCAAGCCCCCAACCCCAUUUACUGUGUUGAGUGGCUGUUCACAGUUUUGCAGCUGUAGUUAAGCCUCAACUGUACAUUAAGAUUUUGUAUCCAUCUUUUUCACAAUGUACCCGGUGGCAGCUGUGUCACAGUUUGAGGGGUUUUUGCUCUAACAACUAACCGUAAAACUUCUUGCAAAGUGAGAAUAUUCUCACGAUAUUACACAUAGAGAACCAAGACCAAGCUGAGAAGUUGAGCGCAUCAAGAACCUAACUUGAGCUUUCACAGCACAAUAUACUCAGAGAGCAGAGCGCUCCUGUGACCAGACAGCACUUAGGAAACUCGGGGAGACUUAGGAAAUCUUGUGGGGACCCUGUGCAAGUAUAUGCAUGGCCUCACCGGGAAGAAGUUCUAUGGCAGAGACAAGACGAGACUCCAGUUCCAGAAGCAGCCCAAAACUGCCUGAGCUGCGAGAACCUUGUCUUUUGUCUGCCUCGUCCACCACACGCCUUCAUCGCGUAACUGAAAAGAACCACCUUCACUACACAGUUUGCACAGUUUAAGCUCUCACCGAAAUGGGUCCGUUCUAACCAGUAAGGGUCACCUAGGGGAAAAAAAAACAAAGAUGCAAUAGCAAUUAAUAUAGACUAUACAAAGAAAACCGAAGACUUCUAGUAUACCUAGAACUCUAAAAUUUUAACCUUUUUAACAAAAUUAAGACUGUUUGUUAAGGCAAAAUUCUGUUCAUAUGGAACCUUGUUAGACCAUCCUUUAUAAGGAUCCCAGCUGCGCAGACUGCUUCUAUCUGUGCUUUUUUCCAUCAGAUGAGGUAAAGGACAAUUUACAGAUGAUUUUCUUUGGCAGAUCUGCUACAAAGUUGUUCUAAGACUAGCUAUUUGUAAAACAGCAAAGAAUGCUGGGAGUAGGCACUCCUGACUUCCACUACUAUUUUUGUGGGGUAACAGCUACAGUGGCUGCAGAGUCGGUCCCUGUUCUCAAUCGCACGGCUCAGCACAUCAGCCCAGCUGGUGGGAUGAGCAACUGCAUGUACGUGACAUCUCCCUGUGAAAAACUCAUAUAUUCUCUCUGAAAAAAAAAAAAAAAGGUAUAUUCAGUCCAGCCAGCACAUACCAGCUUGGAUGAGAAGAAUGAUGUUCUCGCCGACUUUAAGCACCUGCCUGAAACAAAAAUACAAGAACACUAAAACAUGUAAGAAAGAGUCUCUCUCCUUCCCCAUCCUACCGGAGCCCUAAGAACCGAACAAACUUCAGCUCAAAGUUUCCAAAGGGGAAAACAAGACAGAUACUUUGUGCCCACUAAAUGAGUUAUUUGCCCAUAGCUAAGUAACAAAGUUGCCUUGUACAGGACUGUACCAGACAUUACGGCAAGACACAGCUGUAUGUCCUCCGUAGUGAUGAUGGUUGUGGUGAACCUUUUCCACUCUAUGGAUCCUUCAUGUGUAGGCCAAUUUAGAAAUUGCAAGAGGCACUGGUUUACUGAGUUUGCCAGUUUACUUUUCUCAGGCACUUUCCUAGACCAUCAAGAUAAUGUGCAAGGAAAGCCUACAGGCUGGUAGCUCCUGAUCUGUGACGUACCACCUUCCUUCACCGGACAGAAUUUAACAUCUGCCAAGAGUCUCAUUAUCCUUGUCUACAAACUGGUUUAUGAUACUGGCGUGACAACUACCAAAAAGAAAUGCAGAGUCUGAGGUACUCAGAUACAGCAAGUGAUAUGCAUGGGGUUUAAAAACCAUAACCACUGCCCAAAACACAUGUUGUCUUGGGGGGAAAAAAGCUUAACUAUCUGUCUUAACUAUCUAGGAGGGGGGAAGAGUGUCCUGAAAUGUAUAUAGCCCCAGCUGAGAAAAGGAUUUUUAAGAGACUGCAAUUCUUUACAGUCAGCAGGAAAGCAAAGAUCUUUGUUAACCUUAGAAAAUUAUUUUGCUGUAGCUAUACGCUGUAGGAGGUAGCCUGUUUCUUCCCAUCCCCAAAGUGCCUGCCAGUGACAUAUUUCUUGACAUCCCCUGUGUAACUCAGUACUACACAUAAACCCCAGUGCCUGAAUCUCAGAAAACUAAGCAAUUCCAACUAUUUGGGGUCCUCCAACGUUUUUGUCGGAGUAAGACUUAGACAGACCUAGUCGCACUGGGGAAAAAGAACAAAAAAAAUCCUCUCUCCUCGCACGCAUAGCGUGACAACCACCCCCAUUUCUGAUUCUUUAAACAAACUUUGUUAAACAAACUUGAAACAAAGAGAAGCAUUUUUUUCUUUCCCUCUACUUUGAGUUGUUGAAGGCAUCAGAGCUACGGCUAGUAUCACCGUUUCUCUCUGUUAGUGCUUUGCCCGGUUGAUGUCCAUCUUCAAGCUCCAGCCACUCAAUAAGUACAUUUUCCAAACUGGUGAAAUAUAUUGAAGUAUAUUGACUACUAAAUGAUGGUAACUGCUAAUUACUAUCGCCCCCUAUAUACUUUUUAACUUUCCUAACUAAGCUUGAGUCAAUGCUGUCGAAUUGUUAUUUGUUCAAAACCAUUAUAUUAAGUAUCUCAUGAGCUUAAAGCCACCAUUUAGAUGAUAUUACAUAGUAACGUGAACAAAGUAUCAAUGCUAUUUCCCUUAGAGCAUCUUUCUCCUCAGAACACCUCAGCUGCACAGGCUUUAAAAAUGCACUCACUACAGUUGCAGUUUGAAUCCUUUCUUCCAAGGAAAAAAAAAAAAACACGCAAGCACAUAUAUUACUAUAACUUUACAGUCAUGCUCCAACUAAAAAUGUCACUCCAGCCAAGAAUGCAUAGUCACGUUUGAACUUUCCCAGUUACAAGCGGGCAGGGCCCACGUAACAGGCUAAUGUGGGACUAAGGCAAAGCCAGAAAGUCGAGGGCUAAUCUACGCUGCAGAAACUGCGUCAGUUCAGUCACACCAACAAUUCCUGAUGCAGAUGAGACUCCUAGCAAGAAAAAUUCUAUACAUAGAGUUAAAACAUUUCCUUAGAUGACACACAUUGUACGAGCAAAUGAUUUUUUUUUUUUACUAUUAUUAUUAUUACUUUUCCCCUGGUCUAAAUUGCAGCUACUCACUAGCUGUUGAUAAAGCUUUGUUCACCAGGUGUAGAAACAAUUCCUUGUUAACAUAUUGAUACUAGAAAAUCAGCUGCUAGCCUGCAGAAUGACAAAGAUUUAUUUCUUCACUUUUUUACCUUAUACAGCGCACACAAAAAGUGGCUACACACCAUAGUUCUCCUUCACCUCUAGGACAGCCAGACCUACUGACAACAACAAUGUAAAAGCUCAGAUCUGCCUGGGGGCUGACCACUCACCUGUCACAACUGUACCCCAACAGCCUCCCCACGCCAAGGAAACCAAGGCAAGAAAAAGCCGAGCUGUUCCACAACUGCUGCUGUGCCUGUACGCAUGUCAAGGGGUUUCCUGGGGAUCACUUUUGCCUGCUUUGUGCUUCGAAUCUGUGUGAAAGAUGAGUGAGAUUUGGACAGAGCGUGUGAAAAAUUCUAACAGGGAGGGAGGAUAUAGCCUUGUAUGAAAAGGCUGGAGACUAUCAGAGAUACAAUAUUUACUCAUCUAGCGAGAAGCUACUGCAGCUGUGGCGCUUCCCACCGAGCCUUCUCGCCAACAGGCAUCAGAAGUGGAAGUGCUAGAAAUGGCAACUGCACUAAUAAAACAGAUGUACAGCAUUGACACAAACUCACGUUUUACUACACUUGUACCAGCGUGGAAGCGGUGCCCCACGCCUUCAGGGAAGGGUUCCUGCCCAUUGCCUAGGACAGACGCUCCCAGCUCCCCACAGCUUUGGCAGAGCCAGCAAUGGUCCUGCAGGAGCGGGUCAGCAGUGCUGCAGAGAGCAGUGAGCAAAGAGCUCCUCAGAGCAGGGACUCUGCUCCCUGAUUUUUCAAAAAUGCUGUCAAGUUUGAACACUCCCUGAGAACCUAAGCAGUUUGAGCCUGAUUAACAUCACUAGAGCUGUUAAGGUUUUGACUAUAACAGCAAAAAUCUACUACUCCAUUCCAGAUUUCAAUUGAACUCUACCAAAAAGACAUGCUAACAGGACUUGGGUCUGUCUGGAUCAAGUUCCUCCCACUGCUCGAGUGAAUUUUUACUCAGAUUAGCAGACACCUUCAUUAUCCUAUUAACACUUAAAUCAUCAGCAGUAUGCUCAUUUACAAUGCAAAAUAUGAUCUUACCAGACAAAACUCUGCCUUUAAUCUGGGUACGUGCAGACCAAAGCAAAACCAAAAACCUAGGGACUGAUCCUAUCAGCAACAGCAGCAAUACAACUAAGAAUGCUGUCAGGUGCGUGGCAAUAUCUGAAUCAGUCUGAACAAUCCUUUCAAGAAGUCAUAAAAAUAGGAAAAGAGUCCUAAACAAGCACCUCAA